Pomacea canaliculata is the source of this 3256-nucleotide messenger RNA. RefSeq names its product galactoside 2-alpha-L-fucosyltransferase 1-like. Gene Ontology annotation, biological process: carbohydrate metabolic process. The transcript is spliced from 3 exons. NCBI's taxonomy places the organism in Eukaryota, Metazoa, Mollusca, Gastropoda, Architaenioglossa, Ampullariidae. Gene Ontology annotation, molecular function: galactoside 2-alpha-L-fucosyltransferase activity. The record is from RefSeq and is a predicted model, not a curated record. Gene Ontology annotation, cellular component: membrane. The coding region runs from base 1576 to 2745 and encodes 389 amino acids.
AAAAAAAAAAAAAACAAAAAAAAAAAACGUCACCAAACAAAUUACGUCAAACUUUAUUGACGCAACAGGCUGAGCCAGCACGCGACACGUGACACUCGUGAAGACAGUUAAAGUCACUUUAUUUGUGAAAGUUUGUAGUUGAGGGAAGAGCUGUCAACAAGACAAAUAACACAAGGCAGUGAGCACAAGGUAUAUUUUCAGACUUUGCUAGAAUCAGUUCAAAUCCUGGCAUGGAUUUCGAACCGAGAUGUUGCGUGUUCCCUUCAUUGACGAAAAUUUCCCUUGAGUAUUUUUCUAAAGCGUUUAUAGUGUUUGGAAAUACGGUCUGUCAUCGCUCGCGCCACUUAAUUGUUGCCGUCUCCAUCUUGGUUUAUUUACCUCUUAGUAAGGAAGAUAACUCUAGCAAACAGCGGAACCUUUCAAACGUCAUCGAUGACUCCAGUCACGUGAUCCAUCAGGUCCCAACUUGACUACAGGCUCCAUGGUUUUUGUCUGUCCUCGCGAAGUGGUUGACUUGUCCAGCGUCCUGCGAAGUGUAGACUAAUGUGACAGACGUCAGGAAGACCUUAAUGAACAUGAAUGAACAUCAAUAACUGCUGUUCCAGGUCACUUCUCUCUCCAGAAAGCGGAUCAGUCAGGGUUGUGCUCACUGAGGUGGAGACAUCAAUGCUGUACCUCGAUCACGUGACACCGCGCGCGGGUGAGCAUUAAAGAGAACAAUGGUCAGCAUCCUGUUUGGAUCGUCACGAUGGGCAACCGGAUCGCAGCUGUCGGCAACUUACCCCCCGCCUCCCCCCACAGAAUACCCGGGUGGUGACAAUCAAUUGGAAAAAACAUACACGCAGUACACACACACACGUAUUGUCUUUCAUCCGCACGCACGCCCACCAGCAGACAUAAGCACCGUGCGUCACUAGGCAGCCACCGAGCGAUGGUAGACUCGAGGCUAUCGUCAGCUACAAUGACCCCAGUUGAGCCUACAAUGACCCUAGGAGCCUCGAGUUUCAUCGGCAGCGAGUGCUACCCUCGACUCUCUGUCUGAACAUACGACACGAUGUUUAUGUCAUCGCUCGUGGCACUGCAUUUGUGACAAUACCGUGGACAGCAGCAGAAGAAGAUGUGAUCGUCAACAUCAACUCUAGGAAACAUAUGCGACACUAGUAGCGACACUAAACCGGAAGUGACUAUCGGGAGCUCUCAUCACGCUUUUAUUUCCUGGAGUAAAGGAGGAAAAGUGGAUGAAAAGAGGUCGAGGACUUGAGUGCAACCUAUUUAUUCUUCAAAAUCUUGAAUUUACCAUACAAUGAUGACGUGGGACACUCGUUUGUUGAGUCUUGUUACUGUCCACAGGAAAACUCACGAGGCUCGACUACAGUCGAGUGAACGAGGCGACGAGACCGGUGGUGUGGAGACGUCGAGUGUUUAGGGAGGCGUGAAGCCGUCUCGCACCAAAGGCAGGAAAUCACGUGGUCGUCGACAGUCACAACGGUUGCUACAUGACCUAAUUAAUGUGCAGCGUUCCGAUCAGGACUGUGUCGUGAAGCAUGCCGACACCGUAGACCCUUCGACUCGGCGAUGACGACUGUCACCAGAUCUCGCAGCCGCCGGGCGCGCACGAGACUUGCAGGUCCUAAAUGUCCGAGGAGACUCGUUGUGUGGCUGGCUGUCUACAGCACCUUCUCCCUGGCGGCGCUCUGGUACGUGGCCUUCACCGUGGACAGACCUACCUCGGACAUUUCUCACCUGGACGAAUCUCACCUGCCUGAAGGUACGAUUGAGGACGCGCCGCCGGUGCCUCACAUGUCCAGCCUGUCCCACCUUGCCUCAGACCAGCAAAUAUCGCAAGGAUCAGGGACAACCGUGACAUCAUCCUUCGACAACUCAUCCACGACCUCUGCUGGACCUGCACCUAUCUGCACCGACCGCCUCAUCUGCCAUCACUUCGAGGAGCGUCUGGGCAACUGCCUCUUUCAGUACGCCAGUCUCCUGGGGGUGUCCUGGGCCCUCAACCGCACGGCAGUGUUUUCCGGCAAGCCAGAGAUGGACCAGGUCCUGCAGACGCCGCCCAUGCGCCUCGAUGGCCACCCGGACCUCGAGAAAAGAUGCUCCGCGGCCAAAACCGUCUUCGAGAAAUCCUGCUACAAGUUCGACGCAGAUCUGCUGAAGCUGGACCCGUGUGUCGACUACCGCCUGGGCAGCUACCUGCAGUCGUGGCGCUACUUCGACCAGUUUCAAACGAGGAUCCGCGAAGCUUUGACGUUCAGCCAAUCCGUUCGCGCGGAAGCUCAAGGCAUCGUCGACGCGAUCCGAGCUCAGUAUAGUAACUCGACGCUGAUUGGUCUGCACGUUAGAAGGGGCGACUUCGAGAAGCCAAUACACAUGCGCGUGGGGUAUCCCAUGGCAGGACCAGACUAUUUAAACAGAUCAGUGUCGUAUUUCCAGACUCGCCAUGCGGACAGUGUGUUCGUGGUGGCCAGUGAGAACGUCAACUGGUGCCAGGCCAACAUGCCCGCCGGUGCUCGGGUUGUCUUUCUUGACGUGCACCAGCCGGAAGUUGACCUUUGCGUACUAAGUCUCACUGAUCACGUCAUCAUAACUUUCGGCAGCUUUUCCUGGUGGGCAGGCUAUCUUAAUCCGGGUACUACAGUGUACAUGAAAGAUUUUAUUAAGCCUGGUACUCAACUCGGUAAACUUUUCAAUUUGAAUGGUGAGGACUAUGUGUACCCGGGAUGGAUUCCUUUAUAGUGUGCGUUUUGGGAGCGAGAUCUGAUCACUGAUCUGGCGUUUAAGGGACAUUUCUUUCCUUUUUUUUUUUUUUUUUUUUGUUAUUCUAAACCGCAAUACGAAGAAUGCAAUAUCAUAUCCUUUUCAUAAUGUUUCUCUAAAACAAUUUAUAAAUGGUUUGUCUACUACAUUUAUAAACAAUGAUCAUCAAUGUUUACAUUUAAAAUAUCAGUUUAUCUAUAUCAUAUCUACCUGACGUUCGACAUAAACAUUUUCAACAUCCUCAUUUCACAUUCUCUGUUUUAUUGACGUGAUACUCGCGUUGUCAACAAGAUACUCAGGCAAGGAUCCUACUUAUGGCUGCUGUUCUUUGAUAUUUUAUUCGGUCGUGGUUUUUUCAAUCCGCUUAUUCUCCUUGUGUUACACAAAAUUAUUUAUAAUAUCUUUGUAUAGAGAUACGUUUGUUUCAAUGUCCAUAUAUAUAAUUAUGCACUCUUGUGCGAAUAAAAAUCUUGUUUAUUGAAAAAACCUC